This is a messenger RNA of Rotaria sp. Silwood1, 318 nucleotides long. The record is from the annotation of a GenBank genome assembly. Lineage: Eukaryota; Metazoa; Rotifera; Eurotatoria; Philodinida; Philodinidae.
AUGUCCGAAUUUUUUCGAUAUCGUGUAGUAACAUGGUCAUCUCAAACAAAUACUACGAUAAUUGUGGCCGGUCGAACAAACGAAAGUGGAUCGACAGCCGAAUAUCUCUCACUCCCCUAUGACAUCUAUGUCGAUGCAACAGGAAAUGCAGUCUAUGUAGCUAAUAGCGGUAAUAAUCGGAUUCAAAAGUGGACAAAAGGUGCUCGAGAAGGAAUUACAGGCGCUGGACCAAGUAAGAUUACUGAAGAUAAUACUGAUGCAUGGUUUAAUCCAACUAAUACCCAUUUAAAAAAAAGCAGGUGGGUAUUUUUUGAAUAA